UUUCGUCAUAUGUCGGCGUCCAGCCGUGUGGGAACGUCGAAGAAACACACAAGUUCUUGAGGUCCUUUUUGAACUGCAAAUAUGGCUCGAAAUGCAGAAAAGGCAAUGACGGCGUUGGCUCGCUUUAGGCAAGCUCAACUAGAAGAAGGCAAAGUCAAGGAAAGAAGACCCUUUCUUGCAAAUGAAUGUAAUGAGCUACCUAAAGCAGAGAAAUGGAGAAGACAGAUUAUCAGCGAAAUCUCCAAGAAAGUGGCACAGAUUCAGAAUGCCGGCUUGGGGGAGUUCAAGAUCCGAGACUUGAAUGACGAAAUCAACAAACUGCUGAGGGAGAAGGGCCACUGGGAGGUGCGCAUCAAAGAGCUUGGGGGCCCGGACUACGGGAGAGUGGGGCCAAAAAUGCUGGACCACGAGGGCAAAGAGGUCCCAGGCAAUCGGGGAUAUAAGUAUUUCGGCGCCGCAAAAGACCUGCCCGGCGUCCGAGAGCUGUUUGAGAAAGAGCCUGCACCCCCACCCCGAAAGACUCGUGCGGAGUUGAUGAAGGACAUUGAUGCCGAGUACUAUGGCUACAGAGAUGAGGACGAUGGUGUGCUGGUACCUCUGGAGCAGGAGUAUGAGAAAGAAGCCAUUGCAGAUGCAGUGGCAAAGUGGAAAGCAGAGAAGGAGGCGCGCCUGGCCGGGGGAGGAGGAGGUGACAAGGAGGAGGAGGAGGAAGAGGAGGAGCACAUCUACGCCGUGCAGGCUGACGAGCAAUCGGAUGAGGAGUCGAGGGGUCAGGAGGAGGGUGAGGAGGGCAUCCAGACAUUCAUCUCUCACGUGCCAGUGCCCUCACAGAAAGAGAUCGAGGAGGCGCUGGUGAGGAGGAAGAAGAUGGAGCUGCUCCAGAAGUAUGCCAGCGAGAGCCUCAUGGCACAGAGCGAAGAGGCCAAGACACUACUGGGCCUCUAGUCAGUCGCCAGUACAUACCACCAGUACUGUGUGUGUGUGUGUGUGUGUGUGUGUGUGUGUGUGUGUGUGUGUGUGUGUGUGUGUGUGUGUGUGUG
Molecule: messenger RNA, 1040 nt
Organism: Engraulis encrasicolus (European anchovy)
Lineage: Eukaryota; Metazoa; Chordata; Actinopteri; Clupeiformes; Engraulidae
Gene: isy1
Product: ISY1 splicing factor homolog
Exons: 11
Coding region: 82-945 (287 amino acids)
Biological process (GO): mRNA 3'-splice site recognition; generation of catalytic spliceosome for second transesterification step
Cellular component (GO): post-mRNA release spliceosomal complex; post-spliceosomal complex; Prp19 complex
Source: RefSeq, a predicted model, not a curated record